AGUAGCUGUGAGGGGGCCCUGAGGGGGAGGGGCCCAGAGACACCCAACCCAGCCUGGGCUACCUAGGAGCCUAGACCUCCUUCCCCUCCCUCCCCAGGGGGCAACAUGAACCGGAAAGAAAGCAAGAGGAAGGGUCACUUGGAAUGCUUGGGAACGGCACCCAGCCGGGGGAGGGCCCGCCAGGGCCGGAGGCACAUGACUUGCCCCAGCCCCCGGGAGAUCAACAAAGUCAUGGCCUCCAUGACACUGGGACCCUUCAGCCGGGGCUGCAGCCUGGAUGAAUUACUGGAGAAAUGCAUCCAUUCAUUUGACACGGCUGGUGGGCUGUGCCGAGGGGACCACAUGCUCAACAUGGCCUUGACCAUGCACAGCUGGGUGCUGUCCUCAGCUGACCUUGCCCGGCGCCUGCUCAGCAUGUACCAGGAAGCUAAUGGAGACCGACAAGAGCAGAGACGGCUACAGAUCUGUAACCUAGUCAGGUACUGGAUGGGCCGAUACCCCGAGGCCCUGCACUUGGAACCCCACCUCAAUGAAAUCAUCAGCAGCUUCUGGGAAUUGGUGGAGCAGGAGGGCAAUGCAGCCCAGAGAUGCCUAGGGAUCCCCACUGGGAGCCUGAGCCCCCCAGAGGGACCCUUCCCCCCACCCAACAGCCCAGGGCUGGGGAAGAAACGCAAAGUAUCCCUCAUCUUUGACCACCUGCAGACAGGGGAGCUGGCGGAACACCUCACGGACCUAGAGUUCAGGGCCUUCCGGGCCAUCACGCCUCAGGACCUGCGUGGCUAUGUCCUCCAUGGCUCAGUACGAGGCUGCCCGGCCCUGGAGGGCUCUGUAGGACUCACCAACAGCGUGUCCAGAUGGGUGCAGGUCAUGGUUCUGAGCCGACCCAGCCCCUCUCAGAGAGGCCAGGUGCUGGACAAGUUCAUCCACGUGGCCCAGAGGCUGCACCAACUGCAAAAUUUUAACACGCUCAUGGCUGUGACUGGAGGCCUGUGCCACAGCGCCAUCUCCCGGCUCAAGGAUUCCCACGCACACCUAAGCCCUGACAGCACCAAGACCCUGCUGGAGCUGACAGAACUCCUGAGCUCCCACAACAAUUAUGCUCUCUAUCGCCGGGCCUGGACCGGUUGCUCAGGCUUUCGCCUGCCCAUCCUGGGCGUCCACCUGAAAGACCUCGUCUCACUGCACCAGGCCAUGCCUGACCGCCUGCCUGAUGGGCAGCUUCACGUGGCCAAGCUUAAUAGCCUCUACCUUCGGCUGCAAGAGCUCAGGGCUCUCCAGGCCCAGCGUCCACCUGGCAGUGCCAGUGAAGACCUGCUGCAUCUGCUCACGCUGUCCCUGGAUCUUUUCUACACAGAAGACGAGAUAUAUGAACUUUCCUAUGCCCGGGAGCCUCGAUGCCCCAAGACUCUGCCCCCCUCCCCCUUCAAAGCACCGCUUAUAGUAGAAUGGGCUCCCGGAGUAGCCCCCAAGCCCGACAGGACCACCCUGAGCCGACAUGUGGAACAGUUGGUGGAGUCUAUUUUUAAGAACUAUGACCCAGAAGGCCGGGGCACCAUCUCUCAAGAAGACUUCGAACGUCUGUCCAGCAGUUUUCCCUUUGCCUGUCAUGGACUUCACCCGCCCCCUCGACAGGGUGAUGGUCCUUUCAGCCAGGAGGAGCUGACGGCCUACCUGCUUCGGGCCAGUGCCAUCUGUGCCAAGCUGGGUCUGUCAUUUCUACACCCUUUCCAUGAGGUCACUUUCAAGAAGCCCGCAUUCUGUGGCAGCUGCAGUGGUUUUCUCUGGGGAGUCACCAAGCAGGGAUACCGCUGCCGGGACUGUGGGCUUUGCUGUCACCGCCAUUGUAAGGACCGAGUGGAGGUGGAGUGCCGGAAGAAAGUGGGAGCCAGCUCUCCUGGGCUCCCUCCACCGACUGGUUCUGAAGAGAGCUCCUCUUACCCAUCAUCUCCUGGGACCCAAAAGAGGACCCACCUUCGUCAUGCCUGCACCCAAACCGAGUCUCCCCUGGAUGGGUCUACCUCAGACAAGGCCCCUGCCUCUGUGCUAUAGGAGACACAGAUGGAUCACAGACUGCCAGUGCUGGAGAAUCCUAAUAUGGAGCUGGGUAGUGCUGACUCAAAGCUGAAGCCAGAGAUUUUGGAGACCCCUAUUCCUUAAACCCCAGUGCCCAAAUCCCCAACCUUGCUCCCCCUCCCCUAUCCUGCUCCAGCCAUAGGCAAAAACAUGGGACACAGAUACUGUAAAUUAAAUCUAUUUUUCCAGA
This is a messenger RNA of Trichosurus vulpecula (common brushtail), 2263 nucleotides long. It is a transcript of the gene RASGRP4, whose product is annotated as RAS guanyl releasing protein 4. Gene Ontology annotation, biological process: Ras protein signal transduction; positive regulation of GTPase activity. Gene Ontology annotation, cellular component: plasma membrane. Gene Ontology annotation, molecular function: calcium ion binding; guanyl-nucleotide exchange factor activity. The transcript is spliced from 17 exons. The record is from RefSeq and is a predicted model, not a curated record. The coding region runs from base 106 to 2049 and encodes 647 amino acids. Lineage: Eukaryota; Metazoa; Chordata; Mammalia; Diprotodontia; Phalangeridae.